AUGUUCCCUCAAGUAUUCGGUGUGGUGAGUUACUCGAUCUGGAGAGCUUUGCCUAUUAUUUACAUAAACACGGUUUCAACUCUGAUUUAUACCUUCGGAGACCUCAUUGUGUUCUCUAUUAGUUUAGCUUUGAGUAAUUAUUUCAAGAUAUACAAUGCUCAAGUAUUCGCUCUCAAGCACAAAGACUUGACGUUGAAAGAAUGGAGACGACUGAGAUACAGAUACAUGAAACUUUGCGAAUUGGUUUACGAAGUUGACGACUGCUUGUGUCAUUUGUUAUGCCUUACUUUCUUAAUGCAUUUGUAUAUUCUUUGCGUGGAAAUUAAUCAAGGAAUGCUGUAA
Planococcus citri (citrus mealybug) is the source of this 342-nucleotide messenger RNA. RefSeq names its product gustatory receptor for sugar taste 64e-like. Gene Ontology annotation, molecular function: taste receptor activity. The coding region runs from base 1 to 342 and encodes 113 amino acids. Gene Ontology annotation, cellular component: membrane. Gene Ontology annotation, biological process: detection of chemical stimulus involved in sensory perception of taste; sensory perception of chemical stimulus. The transcript has 2 exons. NCBI's taxonomy places the organism in Eukaryota, Metazoa, Arthropoda, Insecta, Hemiptera, Pseudococcidae. The record is from RefSeq and is a predicted model, not a curated record.